UUCCCUCCACCCCCCAGGUCCUCUUUCAACUCAAGAGCUCAGUCCCGUGUCUCUCAUGGAGGCGUCUUUAACCAGGAGGCUACUCUUUAAAGACAGGCAUUUCACUUGCAGCAAAAUAAUAGGAAGGAGAUUCGCUUGCUUUGCACAGAGGCUGAGCCACAGGAGAAAGCAAAGCCAAUGUGAUUUAUUGAAUGAAAGCACUGGACAAUUACCAACAACUUGUUCCUCUGCUGCCUCAAACAGCAUAAACCGGAAUUGUCGUGUGAAAAUGACCCAACAAAUGCAAAGUUUACAUCUCUGUCAGUCAAAAAAGCAUAGUGCUCCCUCAUCUCCCAACGCAGCCAAACGCCUGUACAGGAAUCUCUCUGAGAAAUUGAAGGGAAGCCACUCUUCCUUCGAUGAGGCCUAUUUUAGGACAAGAACUGAUCGGCUAAGUCUCAGGAAGACCUCGGUGAAUUUCCAGGGCAAUGAAGCCAUGUUUGAGGCAGUCGAACAGCAGGACAUGGAUGCUGUGCAGAUCCUCCUAUAUCAGUACACACCAGAAGAACUAGACCUCAACACACCCAACAGCGAGGGCUUGACACCCCUGGAUAUUGCCAUCAUGACCAACAAUGUGCCCAUUGCAAGGAUUCUUCUGAGAACAGGGGCCCGAGAAAGUCCACACUUUGUCAGCCUGGAAAGCCGAGCAAUGCACCUCAACACACUGGUCCAGGAAGCCCAGGAGAGGGUGAGUGAACUGUCUGCCCAGGUGGAGAAUGAAGGAUUCACUCUGGACAACACAGAGAAAGAGAAACAGCUGAAAUCUUGGGAGUGGAGGUAUCGGCUCUACAGACGCAUGAAAACAGGCUUUGAGCAUGCCAGAGCUCCUGAGAUGCCAACCAACGUCUGUCUCAUGGUAACCAGCAGCACAUCACUCACUGUCAGCUUCCAAGAGCCUCUUAGCGUCAAUGCAGCUGUAAUAACCAGGUAUAAAGUGGAAUGGAGUAUGUCCAAAGACUUUUCUCCUUUGGCUGGAGAAAUCAUCAUGGAUAAUCUGCAGACUCUGAGGUGCACAAUCACAGGACUUACAAUGGGCCAGCAGUAUUUUGUUCAAGUCUCGGCUUACAAUAUGAAAGGAUGGGGACCCGCUCAGACCACGACGCCGGCAUACGCCUCUCCUUCUAACUGGAAAGACUAUGACGACAGAGAGCCCAGACACAAGGGACAGAGUGAAGUCUUGGAAGGUCUGCUGCAGCAGGUCCGAGCCCUUCAUCAGCAUUACAGUUGCCGGGAAAGUUCAAAAUUACAAACCACGGGCCGCAAACAGUCAGUCUCAAGGAGCCUGAAGCACCUGUUCCAUUCCUCAAACAAGUUUGUGAAGACCUUAAAACGGGGACUCUACAUAGCCGUUAUAUUUUAUUACAAAGACAAUAUGUUAGUCACCAAUGAAGAUCAAGUACCAAUUGUUGAAAUAGAUGACUCUCACACCAGUUCCAUUACACAAGAUUUUCUAUGGUUCACGAAGCUGUCUUGUAUGUGGGAAGAUAUAAGGUGGUUGAGGCAAAGCGUACCAAUCUCCUCAUCCUCAUCCACGGUGCUGCAAACUCGGCAGAAGAUGCUCGCAGCAACAGCACAGCUACAGAAUUUAAUUGGGACACACAAUUUGGGAAGAGUUUACUAUGAGCCCAUUAAAGACCGACAUGGAAACAUACUCAUCGUCACCAUCAGGGAGGUGGAGAUGCUUUAUUCAUUUUUUAAUGGCAAAUGGAUGCAGAUCUCAAAGCUACAAAGCCAGAGAAAAUCUCUAUCAACACCUGAGGAGCCAACAGCUUUAGACAUUUUACUGAUAACCAUCCAGGAUAUUCUCUCCUAUCACAAAAGGAGUCAUCAACGUCUCUCUCCUGGAUUAUAUCUGGGUUACCUAAAGCUCUGUAGCUCUGUGGAUCAAAUCAAAGUUCUUGUUACCCAAAAGCUGCCCAACAUUCUCUGCCACGUGAAGAUCCGUGAAAACAAUAACAUUUCUAGAGAGGAAUGGGAAUGGAUCCAAAAGCUUCCUGGCUCUGAAUCUAUGGAAAGUGUGGAUCAUACUUCUGACUGCCCCAUGCAAUUGUUCUUCUACGAGCUCCAGAUGGCAGUGAAAGCUCUCCUUCAGCAGAUCAAUAUACCUCUACACCAGGCAAGGAACUUCCGCCUCUACACACAGGAGGUGUUGGAAAUGGGUCACAAUGUGUCCUUUCUUCUCCUGCUCCCUGCCUCAGACGACGUCUGUACAGCCCCAGGACAGAAUAAUCCUUACACCCCACACUCAGGGUUUCUUAACCUCCCUCUUCAGAUGUUUGAACUUGUUCAUUUUUGCAGCUACAGAGAGAAAUUUAUUAGUCUGUAUUGCCGUCUUUCUGCUGUUGUGGAGCUGGAUUCUCUGAAUACCCAACAGUCCCUCAGGGAAGCGAUCUCAGACAGCGAGGUUGCAGCUGCCAAACAAAGACACCAGCAAGUUUUAGAUUUCAUUCAGCAAAUUGAUGAAGUCUGGCGUGAAAUGAGAUGGAUCAUGGAUGCUCUACAGUAUGCAAGAUACAAACAACCAGUUUCUGGCUUGCCCAUCACUAAGCUGAUAGACCCCUCUGAUGAACAGAACCUAAAGAAGAUCAAUUCUACAUCAUCAUCACAUAUAGACUGUCUUCCGUCCCCACCCCCAUCCCCAGAGAUGCACAGAAGAAAGGCAGUGAGUGAUUCACAGCCCUGCUCUGACGAAGAAGGCUGCUCGGAAGUGUUCCUUCCCACCGACAGUGACUACGACUCCAGCGAUGCCCUGAGCCCCCGAGACCUGGACCUGGUCUACCUGUCAUCGCACGACAUUGCGCAGCAGACCCUUAGCGGCCUAAGCGGCAGCGCCCCCGACGUCCUACAGGUGCACGACGGGAAGACCCCACCUGGGCCGGGUCCAGAUCCCCAGGGCCAGGGCCCAAAUCCCGACCACUCAUGUGCCGAGUUUCUCCAUGGUCUGACCCUCACGAGCCUCACGCCCAAGAACCACGCCAAGAAGGCGUCUGGAGCGCGGCCGCCGCUGGGCUUCCUGGGAAAGCGGAAGCCCGGCAAGCACCCCCACUACGGCGGCUUCAGCCGCCAUCAUGGGUGGCUGCGCAUGCACAGUGAGAGCCAGUCGCUAUCGCUCUCGGAGGGCAUUUACACACAGCACCUGUCCCGAGCCUGUGGUCUGGCCCAGGAGCCCGAGGAGGCCGAGCGUCCCGGACCUGCCCUUGAUGGUCCCAGGGGCCUAACUCUGGCCCACGCUGCCAGCCUUCCUGAGGAGCGGAACAGCAGUCUCCAGGACGCGAGGCCUUCAGUGCGCCGCAUCUACAUGGAGCCCUACGCAGCAGCCCUGGUGGCCCAGGAUGAAAAACCGUGGGCCGGCUUGAGCCCGCCCUCUGGAGGCCGCAGCGCCCUGCCCAGCCCCACUGGCCCCGAUGUGAGCCAGGAGGGCCCCACCGCCUCCUCCGUGUCAGAAAUACUCAGCAGCAUGCUUUAGGGAGGCCCGCACCGGCUGUCCACCCUUCCAUCGCUACUACCUGCGUUUUACAUCACCCUUAACCCCAUCCUGCCCCACCGUGUCCCCACUCAUUUUCAAGCGUUUUGAAUGUUAUAAAUCCAAAGGUUACAAAUUCAAGGUCCUCUUUUUUGGAAUAGAGUGGGGCGUGGAGGCCAGAGUUGCCAAUGCCAUUCCCAAUUCAGCCUAGAAAGGGGUUGGAGGAGCUGUUGUGUCAACGUGGAGUAUGACAUGCAGUGGCUCAAACAUGCCACCCUGUUGGUAGCACCUUUGUCUAAAGUUGGCCAUCCCAGAGACACCCUCAGUUCUGCAACUGGUUCCCUAAUCUGACCCUGCGUUUAGAGCUCUUUCAUGAAUUUGUGAUUGAUGAAGAGAAGUUCUAUAGAUGAAAAUAAGAUUAGCAUCGUUUCUCCCUCCAUUCCAAACCUUAAGAGUUUGAGGGAAAGACACCCAGGUUGUGUCCCUAGGGCACAAGGUCAAGUGGACUUGACCUAGGUUUCCUGUCAGCUAAACUAUGUCAUCCCAAAGGACAGAGUUCUCAGGACUCACCUUAUCCGGUUUAUCCAUCAGCACUUAUCUGAUUAAAUAGGCCUUGACAGGCCUUUUUUUUCCUUCGCAUAGUGCUGUGGAGACCUCCAGAAACAAAAGUAGGGAAUACUUCUCUUUCAACUCUUAGAAAGACAGAAUAGGACAGGAAGUAGACCUUCCUGUAUACUAAGAUCCCAUCCAAGCAUGAAAAUGAGCCAUAGAUUGUUACAGGGAUCAAGGAGAUGGCUAAGCAAAAGGAAAGCCUGAGUUGCAGAUAAGACAGGGGAGGGAGAGAGAUGUGGGCAGAAAUAUAUUUCCCUUAUAAUUCUAAGUUAAGCAAAGUAAGUCCAUGGGGGCUGUCUCUGAAAAUCACAGUGGAUGAGCUCCGAUUCUUUGGUGAUGAAAUUGUCAUUGAACAAGAAAGUGCCCUGCAGAUAUGGCCAGUCAGCAAUGGGCUUCUCACAACCCCACAGGCAUAUCCACUCACCCUGCAUCAUAGAUCAAGGGACAGAUUGUCCAGGGCUAGGGUGGCUGCCUUCCCCUUUCAACCUACCUCUCCUUACGUCAAAUUUGCCCCAAAAUCAUCUGACCCAAUUGGCCUCAGGGAAAAUAUGCCCAGAAGCCUCUACCAGUGGUUCAUUCCAACGUUGUGCUAAAAACACCUGGAAAUUUUCUUUUGGUCUCAUUACCUCCUACCUGAAUUUCUCACAAACAAGGGUCCAAAUUAGACAAAUCACACUACAUAUUCAGAAAGAGCCUCCUCAUCUCCUGGAGCCAAGACCCGUUCACUUCA
Messenger RNA from Cebus imitator (Panamanian white-faced capuchin), 4844 nucleotides. RefSeq names its product ankyrin repeat and fibronectin type III domain containing 1 (gene ANKFN1). Bases 56 to 3505 code for a protein of 1149 amino acids. Gene Ontology annotation, cellular component: spindle. The record is from RefSeq and is a predicted model, not a curated record. The transcript is spliced from 20 exons. Gene Ontology annotation, biological process: regulation of establishment of bipolar cell polarity; establishment of mitotic spindle orientation. Gene Ontology annotation, molecular function: protein binding. Lineage: Eukaryota; Metazoa; Chordata; Mammalia; Primates; Cebidae.